AUGUCAAACCCAAUCGUGAUGCACGACGAAGUUCCCGUAGAAACCACCUCUGUGGACUUGACAACCGGGCCAGAAGAAACUACCCCAGAUGCUACUAUUGACGAUGAGGAGGAAAAUAUUGAAGAUAAUAAACCACCAAAUUAUAAGAGGAUAUCAGAUGAUGAUCUUUAUAGGCAUUCCUCACAAUAUAGAUUUUGGUCUUUUUCUAAGGAGAGACUUCGGGAGAAAAGGGUGAAUACAAAUAAGAUCGCAGCUGACACGAUUUACAAAAACAUAUUGGAUUUCAAAAAUCAGCAAGAUUUAACCCAGGAACAAUUAGAUGUUUUAGAUGCACGGACACAACCAUUAUCCGUAGAUGAUGAAUUAAAACUGAUUAAUUUCUAUGCCAAGAAAGUUCAAGUAAUAUCUCAACAUUUAAACCUACCAACGGAAAUUAUAGCUACAUCAAUAUCUUUCUUCAAGAAAUUCUUUUUAGAAAAUUCUGUAAUGCAAUAUGAUCCCAAGAGUUUGGUUCAUACUACUAUUUUCCUUGCAUGCAAAGCUGAAAAUUAUUUCAUUAGUGUGGAUUCAUUUGCGAAGAAGGCAAAACCUAAUAGAGAGGCAAUUUUAAAAUAUGAAUUUAAACUCUUAGAAAGUUUGAAGUUUUCACUCUUGAUUCAUCAUCCAUAUAAGCCUCUUCAUGGGUUCUUUUUGGAUAUUCAAAAUGUUCUUCAUGGGAAAGUGGAUUUGAAUUAUAUGGGUCAAACUUAUGAUAAAUGUAAGAAGAAAAUCACGGAAGCAAUCCUAACGGACGUAGUUUAUCUUUUCACCCCGCCACAGAUUACUUUAGCUAUUUUAAUGAUUGAAGAUGAGGCAUUAAUAACAAAGUAUUUGGAAUUGAAGUUUUCGGUCAACAGUGAGAAGAAAAACAAUGAUACGAUUAGUUUUUCAACACUUUUAACGAUAAUAAAUGACUGUAAGUCGUUUAUUCAAGAGGAGAAAUCUGUUUCGACAGACGAUGCACGGAAGAUUGCUGCACAAAACUUCUUUUGUCAAAAUCCAAUGGAUUUAAUUCAAAGAAUGAAAAGAAAACAGCCAGAAGAAGAAACUACAGCUUCUCCAGAGAAGAAACCAAGAGUUGCCUAA
Naumovozyma castellii is the source of this 1125-nucleotide messenger RNA. It is a transcript of the gene CCL1, whose product is annotated as TFIIH complex kinase subunit CCL1. Bases 1 to 1125 code for a protein of 374 amino acids. The record is from RefSeq and is a predicted model, not a curated record. The transcript has a single exon. Lineage: Eukaryota; Fungi; Ascomycota; Saccharomycetes; Saccharomycetales; Saccharomycetaceae.